This is a messenger RNA of Elgaria multicarinata webbii, 2495 nucleotides long. It is a transcript of the gene SDR42E1, whose product is annotated as short chain dehydrogenase/reductase family 42E, member 1. Gene Ontology annotation, biological process: steroid biosynthetic process. Gene Ontology annotation, molecular function: 3-beta-hydroxy-Delta5-steroid dehydrogenase (NAD+) activity. The coding region runs from base 107 to 1297 and encodes 396 amino acids. The record is from RefSeq and is a predicted model, not a curated record. NCBI's taxonomy places the organism in Eukaryota, Metazoa, Chordata, Lepidosauria, Squamata, Anguidae. The transcript has 2 exons.
CGUAGGCUAUUAAGAACCACAUGCAAUUUAAAACAAAACAGAUAUAUAUCAUGCAUUAUCUUUAUUUAUAGAUCUGUUGGCUUAAGAUCGUGGCAGAAAGCAAAGCAUGGAUACAGAAGACUCCAUCAAGCAAACUGUACUCAUUACAGGAGGCGGUGGUUACUUUGGCUUCCGUCUAGGUUGCGCCCUUUCGAAGAUGGGAGUGGGUGUGAUCCUGUUUGACGUGUCACAGCCCAUCCUAGAGAUACCAGAAGGAGUGACAUUUGUGCAGGGCGACAUCCGUGUCGCCUCCGAAGUGGAAGGAGCAGUCCGCGGCGUGAGCUGCGUCUUCCACGUCGCUUCCUACGGAAUGUCUGGCCGGGAACAGCUGAACCGCCAACGUAUCGAAGAUGUGAAUGUGAGAGGGACUGAGAACGUCAUCCAGGCUUGCCGGAAAGUAGGAGUCUCGAGGCUGGUUUACACGAGCACGUAUAAUGUGGUGUUUGGAGGCCAGGUAGUGGAAAACGGGGAUGAGUCUUUGCCUUAUCUACCUCUGCAUCUUCACCCUGAUCAUUAUUCGAGGACCAAAGCAUUAGCGGAGAUGAAAGUCCUGGAGGCAGACGGCAUGGUGCUUGGGAAUGGCCUGGGGGUGCUGAAGACUUGUGCCUUGAGACCUGCUGGCAUCUAUGGGCCUGGGGAGCAGAGACACCUUCCGAGAAUCGUCCACUACAUAGAACGGGGAUGGUUUCGGUUUGUUUAUGGGGACCCCAGAAGCCUAGUUGAUUUUGUGCAUGUCGAUAACCUGGUCCAAGCUCACAUCUUGGCUUCUGAGGCUCUGGGAGCUGGCAAGGGGUACAAGGCAGCUGGACAGGCCUUCUUCAUUUCGGAUGGUAGGCCGGUCAACAACUUCAAAUUUUUCCAGCCUUUGGUCGAAGGCCUGGGCUACACCUUCCCGACUCUCCGGCUCCCUCUCCUGCUCGUUUACUUCUUUGCCUUUCUCACGGAAGUCGUUCAUUCUGUGGUGGGGCGUUUGUAUAACUUCCGGCCCCUCCUCACUCGCACGGAGGUUUACAAAACCGGGGUCACACACUAUUUCAGCUUGGAAAAAGCCGAGAAGGAGCUGGGCUAUGAACCCCAGCAGUACAGCCUCAAAGAAGUGGUGGAGUGGUUUCAAUCCCACGGCCAUGGCCGGAAGGUCAGGGCGUACACCGUAAAGCGUUUCUUGAGAGAUGCCGUGCUUUUUCUGCUCUUUGCAGUGGUGGUGCUCUCAUGGUUCCCCCAAGCAGUAAGAGCAUCUCAUGGGGAGACCAGAAAAUAAUGGUGGACACUUACCUGGACUUCUCUUUUACGGUGCUAAACUGAGAAUAUAUUAGGAAUUAACUCUCAUUAUACUGAGAGAAACAGCUCAGAAUACUCUAGCUGCCUUGCCCUGAGUUGGCCAGCUUCCCAGAAGCCCCUGCAAAAAGAAGCCAGAAGAAACUUCUGAUAAAGGGAGCAACGUUCUACUUUUCUUGUAGGUCAACAUCUACAACACUUUCCGUAUGCCCGAGGCAACAGCCAUUGGCCUGUGGGCAGGAGAUUACCUCCGGUGGUCGAUUUACAGCCCAUUCAUGAUUUCUUUAGAUCAGGCAUGGGAAGCCUGUGGCUCUCCAGAUGUUUUGGUCUCCAACUCCCAUAAUGCCUCACCAUUGGCUACGCUGACUAGGGCUGAUGGCAGUUCUAGGCAAAAACAACUGAGGGCCUCACAAAUUGCCCAUCUCUGCUUCAGGUCUUUAGGCCGCCUUCGUUGCUUGUCCUCAGGCAAAUGUCUGACCAUCCCAGUGUUUGUCUUUCGCUUUGUUUACGACGCAAACUCGUUCCGUGUCUAAUCCUUCAUAGACUCCCAUUCCUGUUGCAUCUAAUGGCGUGGCUGUUGUCCGCACAAGCUUAUUAUGUACAAAAUUAUGCCUGGUAUGGAGAAUGUGGACAGGGAGACAUUUUUCUCCCUUUUCCGUAAUACUAGAACCCAAUGGGGUCACCCCAUGCAGCUGAUUGGUGGUAGAUUCAGGACAGAUAAAAGGCAGGACGUCUUCACCCAGCGCAUUGUUAAACUAUGGAACUCACUACCACAAGAUGUAGCGAUGGCCACCAAUUUGGAUGGCUUUAAAAAAGGGGGUUUGGAUAGAUUCCUGGAGGCCUCACUUCCUUUGUAGGGGUUAAAGGAGGGAUGGCAGAACCCCUUGGGGUCUAAUGUGGAUGUCCAAUCUGGCCUGUGGGACCUCUAUGGAUUAUCCAGGGACAUCCUGGAGGAAUUGCACCAUCUGGAGGGCUUGGCCACGGCGGAAAGCAAGACUUGGACUAGAUCCAGGGUGCAGAACCUAAGACCUGAAGGUCAGAUCCUCCAGGGGGCUCCCCAAAAGGCUAUGCCUCUUUCUCCUGGCCACACACUCCACCAAUCAUUUGGUACUUUCCAGUCUUUUGCGCGGUUUUAACCCCAAAGCUGGAAAUUAUUAUUAUUAUUAGUAGUAGUAGUAGUA